This is a messenger RNA of Contarinia nasturtii (swede midge), 2484 nucleotides long. Its product is annotated as protein kinase C-binding protein 1-like. The transcript is spliced from 8 exons. Lineage: Eukaryota; Metazoa; Arthropoda; Insecta; Diptera; Cecidomyiidae. Gene Ontology annotation, molecular function: protein binding. The record is from RefSeq and is a predicted model, not a curated record. Bases 219 to 2315 code for a protein of 698 amino acids.
CCUUGUCAAUAUUAGUUUGCGGACUUUGUUCCAACAUGACGUAUUAGUCUAUUGCGCGGUAUAAUUUUCUCAAGUCGUGAAUUUACAUAUUUUCAUUAAUUAUUUCAUAAAUCUUUACGAAAUCCACUCAAAAGUCGCAAAUUCUUUCAAUUCCAUCGAAAUUUAAUAGAACAGUGACUGGAACUGUGAAUAAUAAUUGAAAUAAAAUAUCAGCAAAAAUGGCGGCAAAACAGCACGACAACUACUGUUGGGUGUGCUGUAGAAAGCAACCAUCGGUGUUAUGCUCCAAAUGUGAACGUUCAUUUCAUAGCAAAUGUUCCCGUAUGAAAGAUGACCAGAAAAUGUUUGCAGAUGGAGAAUGGGUCUGCUCGAUGUGUUUUAAGGCACAUCAAUCUGAUCAAAAAGACAACCAAAGCGAAUUGGAUAUGCUGCCAGUGAUUAUCGAUCAAGUUUGGAAAGACGAAUCGUUCGAAUCCAUCAAGGAUAUUCUAAAAGAUGGCAUCUAUCCGGGAGCUUCAACGGGUGUCAUUGUUAAUCCAAUCAGUUUGACAUCAAUCAGUGACAACAUCAAGGCAUACCGCACUUUUGACGAAUUUCUCGCCGAUAUUCAUUGGAUUCAUCACAACUGUAGAAUUCUGUAUACGAAAAAAGACCCAAAAACCAAUGCCGCCGCUCUGCUCGUCAAUUUUUUCAACGAGGAAAUUCACAGCGUACAAUCUUGUUGUGCUGAAUGCUACAUGAACGCACUCAAUCAUCCCAAUGACUGGUUCACUAUGGUGUGUGAUGAAGCUCACCUCCUUGUAUGGGCGAGUGUAAAAGGGUAUCCGUAUUGGCCGGGAAAGUUGAUGUAUGCAAAUUUGGCCAAAGACAUAUGUUAUGUACGGUUUUUCGGAAAACACGAUAAUGCUGAAGUGUCACACAGAAAUUGUUAUUUGUACUCUGAAAAAAAUCCUGGUCAACCUGGUUAUACUUCGGUACCAUAUAAUUUGGCAGUAAAGGAAGCCAAAAAGUAUCUCAACAAUGUCAAACAAAAAUUUGGCGCAUACAAUUUGGCCACGUCGAAAACCUUGCUCAAUAUAACAAAAAUCGACAAAUACAUCGUGGAUUUCAUCCCAGGAAUUGUUCGCCAUCGUGAGGCAAAACGAUUGAACCACGCUAAGCGUAAAAUCGAUGAUAAAAAUUUGGUUCCAAGCGGUGACGAUAUUGCUACACCAAGUUCGAAAAAAGUUCGUGUCGCUGAAGAUGUACAAGGGGAAGCACCGGGUCCAUCAAUCAUUAAGAAUGAAAGUCGAAAGCGUAGAAUCGAUGACACAAAUAUGGCUCCAAAUGGUGACGAUACUGUUACACCAAGUACGAAAAAAGCUCGUACCACUGAAGAUGUUCAAGUGGACGCACCGCGUCCAUCAGUCAUUAUGGAUGAAAGUCGAAAGCGUAAAAUCGAUGACAUAAAUAUGGCAUCAAACAGUGACGAUAUUGUUGCACCAAGUUCGAAACAAGCUCGUAUCAUUGAAGUUGUACAAGCGGAAGCACCGGGACCAUCAAUCAUUAAGGAGGUAGACAGUGGAAAGCGUGAAAUCGAUGACAUAAAUAUGGCUCCAAAUGGUGACGAUACUGUUACACCAAGUUUGAAAAAAGAUCUCGGCAGCGAAGAUGUCCAAGCAAAAGGACCGGGCCAAUCAACCAUUACGGACGAUAGUUGGUUGGAUCAUCAGACCCAGUCUCCUGAAAUGACCAAUGAAAACGAGGCAGAACCGUCGCAGCAAUGUAUCAUGAAUGAUGUGAAUGACUCAGUCACCGCACAGUUGAACGACCCAGUCAUCAAGCCAGCCAUUGACAUCGUUGUUGAUGAAGAGAAUGUUGAUCUUGCCACACUAACCCCAACCUCUAACGUGGAACAAAUCAUUUCGGAGCAAAAUGAUGGUAACAUUGGCCAUAUCAUGCGAUUGAAUGCAAAACUGGAGGAAGAAUUGAAAGAAUUGGAGCGAAUGCGUGAAAUUGAAAAAAAGGUGUACGGCGAUAUCAAUGAAAAUCUUUUGGAACAAAUCAAAACGAUUAAACAGACGCAUCUCUUGGAAUUAAAUCAAUUGAACAACAAAUGUAUUCGUCUCGAAAACAAAAUUUGGAAAUUGAGCAACGAACACGAACAGAAUCUGGACCUCACCAAACAACAAUAUUCAUCUUUAAUUGACGAAGCAAAAAAUCACAAGUACUGCGUGGAAUGUACCAAGCCAAUACCAUUGGAGCCAUUCGUCUGUGAUGAGAUGUGCCAACAAAAUUUUUGGAAAAGGCAACAGAACUCCACAUCCGAACUAUAAAUUCAAAAAGUUCACCUCAACGAAAAUUUUGCCAGUUCACUUCAAUAACAACAACAAAUUAAAACUUUAUAUUUAGCAAACAGUAUUUUGUAAAUCUAUGAAUAUUACUACUGACAGUUGACAGACCAUUUUUUUAAAAAUAAUAACGAAUAUCCAAAGUAUUCCUAAA